CGCGUCCAGGUCUUCUUCCUCCUCUCAAUUGCUCCUCCCCUAGUCCACGAGCAAGUCUGCAAGUGCAUGAGGUGAGUCCCCUCCCAAAUCCCCAUCUCCUUCUAUUUUCUCAUAGAUAGAUUCUUUCUCAAAUCCAACAGCAGCAAGUAGAUCUGCAGCCUAUAGCAGCAUAUUCUCCAGCAACCCAGCUGCUGAGAGCGACCAUGGACCUCGCGACGGGGGCCAUGGGCAGCCUCCUCCUCAAGCUUGGCCAACUCCUCACGGAGGAGUACAAGCUCCAGACGGGCGUCAAGGAAGAUGUUGAGUAUCUAGAGAGAGAGCUGGAGAGCAUGCAUGCUGCCCUCCGCAAGGUUGGGGGCGUGCCGCGAGACCAGCUCGACGAGCAGGUCAAGCUCUGGGCCAACCAAGUCAGGGACUUGUCAUUCAGAAUGGAGGACGUCGUCGACAAGUUCCUGGUGCGCGUCGAGGGAGCUGAGCCAGCCAUCAAGCCACACAAACUCAAGAAGCUCAUGAAGAAGAUGGGGAACUUGUUCAGCAAGAGCAAGACUCGCCAUGAGAUCUCUGAUGAGAUCAGAGACAUCAAAGUCCGCGUCAAGGAGGCGGCUGACCGACGUGAUAGGUACAGGGUCGACGACGUGGUUGCUAAUCCUGUUGGCGCAACCACGGUUGACCCUCGCCUAUUGGCUUUAUACAAGGACCAGAAAGAGCUCGUUGGUAUUGAUGAUUCGUUGAAUGAGCUAACCAAGAUGAUGAGUGAUGGGGAUGCUGAUGCGUCCAAGCAACUCAAGAUACUCUCUAUUUUCGGAUUCGGAGGCCUUGGCAAGACAACUCUUGCCAAAGCAGUGUAUGAUAAGCUUAAAGCGCAAUUUGAUUGCUGUGCUUUUGUUCCGGUUGGACGGAACCCUAGCGUGAAGAAAGUUCUCAAUGACAUACUCCUUGAAAUUGACGGCCAAAAGUACCCGGAGUUCGAUGAAAGACAGCUAAUCAACAAACUCCAAGGAUUACUCGAGAACAAAAGGUACUUGAUUGUCACUGAUGACAUAUGGGAUAAAAAAACUUGGGAGCUGGUCAAGACCGCUUUGGUGUGUAACAAUUGUGGAAGCAGGAUAAUCACAACUACUCGUACACUCGAAGUUGCCACAAUGGCCAGUGAAGUAUACAAGCUACAACCACUUUCUCUUGAUUUAUCCAAGGAUUUAUUUCAUAGAAGAUUAUCUUGUGCUGCAAUAGAAUGGAAUAAUCAUCUUCCAGCAGUGGUAUAUGAUAAAAUUUUACAUAAAUGUGGUGGUAUACCAUUGGCUAUAAUCACAAUAGCUAGUUUGCUUGCUGGUAAACCUGUGGAGUUUUGGUCUAAGGUAUACACUUCAAUUGGUUUUGGGCAUGAAGAAAAUGAAGACGUGGAGAACACGAGGAAAAUACUUUUAUUUAGCUAUUAUGAUCUACCUUGUCACCUCAAGACUUGCUUAUUGUAUCUGAGCAUAUAUCCUGAAGAUCAUCUGAUCGAAAAAGAUAGUUUGAUAUGGAAGUGGAUCGCCGAAGGUUUUAUCCAUGAGGAACCAGGGGUAGGACUAUUCGAGAUUGGUGAGAGGUACUUCAACGAGCUGGUGAACAAAAGCAUGAUAAUGGCGGUAGAGGGAGAUGAGCAUAUUGGCAUCAUAACUGGGUGUCGUGUCCAUGACAUGAUGGUUGAUAUGAUAUGCCUAUUGUCGAAGGAGGAAAAGUUUGUUACUGUAUUGGAUAGUAAGGAGCAAUAUACAACUUCACAUUGCAAUGCUCGUAGGCUAGUUGUUCAUCGUAGAGCCCAGCCCCUGGCUAGCACGUCAACAUUACAAGCAAGGUCAUUUAAUGCCAUGUGCAGUGUUGAUUUGUUGCCAUCACUUUCAUGCUUUCAAGUUUUGCGUGUCCUAGCUUUGGAAGGCAAUGACACUUUGGAUAAGUGUAGCUAUAAGCUUGAGCAUGUUGGAAAGUUAGUUCACUUGAGGCACCUCAAACUAGGGAGGAUUGGUAUCAGUGAGCUCCCAAAGGAAAUAGGACAUCUGAAGUUGUUGCUGGUAUUGGACUUGGGUAGAAAUAGCAUAAGUGAACUUCCAGAGAGUAUUGGUCGAUUAAGUGAACUGAAGUGCUUGAACAUCUGCGAAACAGACAUUGAAGUGCCAUACUGGAUCGGAAAUUUGACAUCUCUGGAAGAGCUGUGCCUAGGACGAGUUCAUGGGCACUCCAACUUUGUGACAGAGCUGGGCAAGCUGACAGAGUUGAGGAAGCUCCACAUUUUUAAAAGCGUAUAUGUAUAUGGUGGUAGCAGAAUGAAUAGUUGGGCCGAGUCUGUAGCCAAACUGAGCAAGAUCCAAGUCAUAGACAUUGAUUUUUUUCUCGGGUGUAGAGAUUCCAGUCACGAAGAGAACCCCUGGGAACGGAUUGUUCUGUCUCCACAAAUACGUGUUCUACACAUGUCCUACCUAGAACCUGGGAUGGUGGCGAGGAUCAAUCCCUCGCUUCUUCCGAACCUGUCCCAUUUAAAACUGCAUGUAUGCAGUCCAGAACUGGAGGUCUUUGGAAGUUUUCGAGAGCUUGUUGCCCUCAAGCUGGAGACGGUGUCAACUCUCCACCAUGACACCAUUGGUGCGUUCCCCAAGCUGAGGUUCUUCAGGACAGAAGCAACGCUUGACUCGUUUCAAGAGGGGGAUAUGCCGGUCCUUGAAUCACUCCAGUUUGAGGUGGUAGCACAGUCCAGUGAUGAUGGCAUUAGCUUUGGCUUUGACUUUGCUAGCCUAGGGAACCUCCCUUUGCUUAAGCGAGUCGUCGUCACUUUAUAUGCCCCUCGUGCGGACGUGGACCAGAAGAAGGCUGAGAAUACGGCGAAGCGUGCAAUGGAUAUGCUUCCCAACCGUGUCGAGCAUUCUAUCAUACCAAGGGCUACAGAGAACUGGCGUCGGAGAUUAAAACAUCGAUUGAGCUAAUCUAGCCAUACAACUCCACCUCCACGAAACAAGGCGGGCAGCAGUGUUAACAAAUCACCGCAGAAAAAGAAAGGGGAUUGGGAGGCUUCCGUUUUUUUGCUCUAUUUAUUGUCUUUUAAGCAAAGGAAAAAAACACAAAAAACAUCUACUUAUUUUACUAUCUUUGCAAGAAAUGGAAAAGCCGCACAAACUAAAAACAAGUGUUUUUUUUGCUAUGUUCUCUUUUUUUAGCAGAAUAAAAAAUUAAAAAAAUGCUUGUUCGUUUUACUGCCUUUUGUAAUAAAAGAAAAUGAAAAUCACAAAAAAAGAUUGUUUCUCUGCCUUUUGUAGUAAUGGAAAAAACAGACACAAAAAAAAGUUUGUUUUGAGGGUUGAGUAGUCUGUUGCUUCGUUGUUCACUGACAAAAAGAAUUCUAAAAGAGGGUCUUGGGGUUUUGUUACCAUUUAUUUGGCAUGUGUCGUUUGGGUUUGUAUCCUGGGUCUUGGUUUUGGAGGUCGUGCUUGCGCGUGUGUGUGUCUUGUUCUUUGGAAUUUUGGUUUUUGAUUUAGGGGGUUCGAUGUGUAUAUGGGGGUGUGUGGAGUGGGGGUGUAACUCCGCCUAUGCUAAGAUGAUGUUGCGCUUCAUGUUGCAUAGCCGGUCUCAAGCCCGGAAAAAGGAGGAGGGGCCAAUCUUUGUUUAUUAUGAAAUUGUGUGACCAUCUUAUCUUCUUAUGGUUGAUUGUGCCCAUUACCUGUAGCAUUUGGAGAACCAAAGUAUGCAGCUGGUUUUUGGCAUUUCCCUUUUUGCCUCUUAGAGUUCCAUUUCCAUUUAGUAUUAUUUUUCUCUGACGGUGCAGCUAUAUCCUGGCUGCCAUCCACACCCAUCUCGUACAUGAUAUGUCCAGCAGAUCUAACAGGCGAAAAAGGUAUCAGCUAUGGCAUGUUUAUGUAUGAAAAAUGUGAUGUAAAGGUGAGGAGUCAGUACCUUCUGUCUGAAGUUUGAUUCAUGAUUUCAUAUCUGGAUUGACAAACUGAAGCUCUGGCUGAAAGAGCAAACUUAUGCAGAUAAUUAAUUCACUGUUGUUGAUAGAAAAGUACUCUCUUUUUUUGCUAAUAGAUAGAAAACUUCUCUUGGGACAGGCUUACGCCAGAUCAAUUACCAAAUGCAGAUCUUCCUACUUGGAUUGCUCCACAAAGGGCAGUCUCUCGUUAUGAAGGAUCUCUGCCAGAAGCUACGCUAAAGUCUGAUAUUGAAACAAAACGCUAUGUGAGGUUAGAUUCCGAGCAGAUGCUGGUUACCUUCUGCUAUUUUAGAGGCACAUCUUUGGCUUCUGAUUUAUAUCAGCUUAGGCAAAUCUAGUUCAUUAGUACUAGGGGAGACCAGGGUUUGACCAUGAACCUCAUUACCAGUUGCUUAUAUAAGACUCCACGGUUCACAUUCUCAUUUUUCAUUGCGUUCCAUGCCACCAGAACCCCAAAAGUGCUGAUGUCACCCUUAAUCCCUUAUUUAUCGGUUUCUUUCUUUUCCUAUGUGUAUUAUCGUUGAAAGAAGUGUGAUAUAAUCAAAAUUAAAAUUGAUACUAUAUGGCUUUCCCUGUUUAUUUGUGGUGCCUACAUUGGUACUUGACCACUAUAUAUUCAUGAAUUCAUGAAGUAUAGAAGCUGGUACCUCUAGUCUUUUUAUUAGCCUUUGACUGGGGAAUCAAAGCCAGCAAUUUUCUAUUCUAAGGAUUAUGGGAGUGUGGGGUUGAUUUAGAAAAUGGAGAUGUGCGGUAGUUGUGUACUUGCGUUAAAGGUUCAGCUUCUUUAAGUGGACACCUAAUUAUGUGCAGGUAGGGGAUGCUGGAGCAUGAUGCCGCACGCCUUGUAGAAGCCCUGUUUUCUUGGGCAAGGGCAGAGCGGGCAAACACAGCCAGGAUUGGAGAUGCUGGAGAAGGCCAAGGUGAGACCCGAGGACGGUGCUGGGAAAGAUGCUGUUGAGGACAAAUGAGAUACUAGUACCUUGAUAUACUGAUGGUCUAUAUAUGUACGUAUUUGAGUUGUGAAGCUUACCUGCCGGAGACCCCUUGAUGAUGGACCCCGUCAAUUCAUUCUGUCUCUUGAGCCUGCAAUUAUCAACGAGGGUGAAGGCAGAAGGCAGUGGACAAUCAGAACUGAUACAUAUACAGAUAGACUGCAAUUGUGCUUGCAUGCAGCUCUGCUUUCUAAACUCUGAAUACUUGCAUGUAUCAAGCUCUGCUUUUGCUCUGUUUUCUCAACUCUAA
Molecule: messenger RNA, 5200 nt
Organism: Aegilops tauschii subsp. strangulata
Lineage: Eukaryota; Viridiplantae; Streptophyta; Magnoliopsida; Poales; Poaceae
Source: RefSeq, a predicted model, not a curated record